This is a messenger RNA of Pelobates cultripes (western spadefoot toad), 5607 nucleotides long. Lineage: Eukaryota; Metazoa; Chordata; Amphibia; Anura; Pelobatidae. The record is from the annotation of a GenBank genome assembly.
CGCUUAUCUCCCCAGGGCCUCAUUCAGCACAGUUGCACAUGCUGCUCUCUGAAUCCUGCCAGGGAUCUGUGGUAAAGGUCCCAGGCCAUCGGGUGUUUUAUUCAGGUCGUUCAGCCUAUUCCCGAGACAGGUAAGUUCAUAGCAUGCAGGUGGUAUUCGCCGGGAGUGAGAGCGUAGGAGUGCUCGGGGGGUACCCUCGGCCUAUCCUGCACCCCAGUGGUGUAUUUAGGAUUUGUGCUGCCCUAGGUAGGACGGUGCUCGGGCACCCCCCCUAAUUAAAAUUUUCCGACACAAUCACAUUCACUGAAACACACACUCACUGACAGACACACUCACUCACAUUCACUGACACACAUUUACUGACACUCACAUUCACUGACACACACACAUUUUCCCACACUCACAGUUAUUAUUAUUAUUUUAUUCUUUAUGAAAAUCCACCCAGCCUUCCUACGUUUGGGAUAGCUAGGUGGAUUUUUCACCUGGGGUCCAGUGGGGCUGCAGGGAGGGAGGCGGCCGGACGAGCAGUUUUCAGCGAGGGAGCACUUUCCCCUGAGCCCUCUGCUCAGCCCCCCCUCACGCCGCAGAGUGAUGCCGGGAGCCGGAAUUAUUGCGGGUCGUGCGAGGGAGCUGAGCAGAGAGCCCAGGGGAAAGUGCUCCCUCGCCGCCCGCCCGAGAAACAACCACCCAGCUGCCCUGGGGGAGCCCAAAGGUGGCCAGCUGGCCGGCUCUUGGGCUCCCAUAAAACGAGGCAAACAGGGUAUUUGCCUGGAAAUUGCCGCUCAAGGCAAAUGCCUUGUUUGCCUCGCGGCAGACACAUCCCUGCCAUGUCCGCACCUGGGCCGUCACCUCUGUGCCACGGACUCGGUUCCUGUUCAUGGCCAAGUCCAUCCCCUGAGAGGGGCAACGAAAGUCCUGGGUGGUAUCAGGCCUAUAUCGGACCCUAGUUCUUCACUGGUGUGGUCGGUGUCGGGGGGGGGGGGAACACCCCUUCUGGCCCCCGUUGUGGGUGAGUAGGUGAGGGAUGCCUUGCUAGAGGUGGGUCCUCUCUUCAGCUGACUCUGCAGUCUACGGUUUCUCCCCAGUGGAGCAGGUCGCAGUAUCAUCACCUGCUUCGUCGGGUGUGUGUGAGAUGGCGGCUCGUCUGACUGCUGAAGGUAUGGUGCACCUUGCGCCUAUAAGCGAGGGAUGCGGCUUGUGACAACGACUUCUGAGCUCCUCGGCUUGCAUUUAUUUAAGGUGUAGCUUCAGCCAGAAGUUAGCAAAUAUAUUUUCCAGUUUUUAGAAGAAAUAUUCUUUUUAGGUAAUUAACUCACAUUUUAAUGAGGGUGUUAAACUGGCUCAAGUAAUCCAGCUUUGUGUGUAAAGUAGAUCCCAUUCAGGAAUAUCAGAUCCUCAGUGGAGAUAGAUGGGGGCAUCAGCUCUUAACUUUUAAAACAAAUAAUAUUUAAUGCACAAAAGAUUAAACGCUUACAUACAAAGUGCUUCUUAUUCACAGUUCCACAAUUCACAGCUAUACUAUAAUGCCUUCUUGUGCUGACUGGUUUGGAGAGGUUUGUAGCCCGGUCCGUGGGGCUGCAGCAUCGGUGUCCUUGGAUGCGGAGUGGUUCCUUGUCGUGAUCCUUGUAGUAGGUUGGUAAAGGGACUCGACCUUUAGGACGUUUUGAUUUCGACCUUGUUCGCACUCUUCGUUCUCCUUCGUUUCCGGGUGUUAAAAGUGCAAAUAUGAAGCCUCCUGUCUUGCUGUAAAAUUAGGACUUAUUCUAGCUUUGGUGAACGAAUAAUUUCUUAAGUUUGCAUAGUUUAUUAUGCAGUGUUGCUUUGCUUUGGAUGAUGUAGUUUAUGGUUACUUUAUGUUAUUUUUUUAUUAACAUGCCCCUCUGCUAUUGCAAUUUACUUUUGCUGAGUUUUGUCUUUUUUUAUUUUAGUUUAAUCCGGACAUCUUUGGUUCAGUUUGGAUUUAUUAGUUGUAACAUUUCGACUGCUCUAAUAGCCACAGCUUACAGUGGACACUAGUCACUGUUGAGACAGUUGGCACUGCGGAGCUGUUGCGGUGAUCAUGUAUGUAAAGAUGGAAAACAGAAAUAUUUUCACAUGUUUUCAACAUUUGCGUUUUGAAAAUGUAAGUAUAUUAUUUGGUUUCUUUAUAACUCCAAUUAUAUUUCUCAUUAACUUGUUAACCCAAACUUUUAUAAAAUCCAUGGGUGGAUCCACAAGGAGAAUGCAGGUUGGAUCCAUUUUAUGAUUAUUAAUGGAUAGUGGCAUACUUUUUAUUUUAAUUCUUAUUUUAAUCAAUUUAAAUCCUUAAAGGACCACUUUAGUGCCAGGAAAACAUACUCGUUUUCCUGGCACUAUAGUGCCCUGAGGGUGCCCCCACCCUUAGGGACCCCCUCCCGCCGGGUUCUGGGGAGAGGAAGGGGUUAAAAUCGUACCUUUCUCCAGCGCCGGGUGGGGAGCUCUCCUCCUCCUCUCCUCCUUCAUAGCGACGUCAUCGGCUGAAUGCGCAUGCGCGGCAGGAGCCGCGCGCACAUUCAGCCAUUUCAUAGGAAAGCAUUUACAAUGCUUUCCUAAGGACGCUGGCGUCUUCUCACUGUGAUUUUCACAGUGAGAAGCACACAAGCGCCACUAGAGGCUCUAUCGGCUGGAUUAACCCUAUUAUAAACAUAGCAGUUAACCCUAGCUGGACCUGGCACCCAGACCACUUCAUUAAGCUGAAGUGGUCUGGGUGCCUAUAGUGGUCCUUUAACAGUUUUUUAAUAUUCAAAUCCCCAUGACAGCCUAUAGCAUCUGUAUUUCGUUAUUACUUAAAUUUGUUCUUUAUAGUUACAGCAAUUUGCAAUGAUUGCUGCAUCUAUAGACCCCCCUUAUUUGGGAUUCAUUCAAUACAUUUCAUUCACUGUUCAGUGGUUAGACCCAGUAUUGAAGAAACUGUAUAUAAUGAAUGGGGAUAUAUUAAAAACAUUUCCCCAUGGUAUAUUUCUAUAACAUCCUUUUAUUAAAAUCACUUUGCAAAAUAAAUUGAUAGUACAUUACCGUAAUCACAGGAAAUAUAGAGUGGGGGUUGUUUACUAAAUUAUUUUAGUUUUUUUGGCAUUUAUUUUAACUCUUAAUUCACUGUAUUUUAGGUUGGUUUUAAUUGUUUGAAAAUACAGUUAGGGCCUGUAGCAGUCAGUGGAUAGACGGUAAAAAUGUUUCGUUUGUUAGAGAAUUUUUGUUGCAAAGUACCUUUGGUUCUAUGAUUUUGUUGUUGUUUUGUUACUGCCUUUUCAGAGCACCAGGCGCCGACGCCAAAUAUCUGCUGGUGAUCAGCGAAAAGGAAAGGAACUACCAGGUACCUUAAAACACUGUCUGUGCUUGAUAUGUAUAUAUGUAUGCGUAGAUUUAUCUCCAUGGUGACUGAACCAGUUUUUGCAAUUUAUAAAAGCUCACAUUAUUUUUUCAACAUGUUCCACUACCCUCUAGCAGUCUGAUAAGAGCCGAUAAGUACUAUUUGAGUUUAUAUUCCAUUUUCUGUAACACUGCUUUGUUAAAUGUCUGCUAUCACCUCUCCCCUAUGUAGGAAGCACUGUAACCUAGCAGGACAGUUCUUUUAUUUUAACACCAUCAGAGCGAUCUGACAGCCAAGUCUCAAGUCUUCUCAAUUCUUUUGAGACUUGGCUGUCAGAGUAUUCUGAUUGUUUGGCUUACUAGCCAACCAAUCAGAGAGCUCUUGGUCAUAUUGCAAUACGCUUUGCGAUAGCUAUCACAGGUAUCAGGGUUCAUACUGCGGUGAGCCCUCCAUGGGUCAACAUGGAUUAUUUGUUAUUGCGCCACAUUUUAAUUUUCAGAUUUUUAAAAAAAAAAUUUUUAUUCGAUAGGGCCUGUUAUUUUAAUUAGUGGCAUCAGUUAUUAUAGAUUUUUAAUUGCCCUCUUUUGGGGCUGAAGAGCAGAAGAUUUAGACGAAAGAAAAUGUUACAGAGUUUAGAUUUAUUGACCCCCCUCCUCACGCUUUUUAGGGUGUGGUGGGGUAGAUCGAGACUUUAUUUUAGUGGGGUGGCUUGGGUUUUGGGGACCCCAACAUUAUUACAAUAUAAAUAAUUUAAUGAUUACUUCAUACAAUUAAUGUUCACAAAGAUCCAGUCUUCUUCUUAUCUUCCCUUGAAAAUAUUUAGAAUAAUAUAGUUCACUGGGCAUCAUACGCAAUACUUGUGUUGGGUCACUACCUUUACAGAGGAAACGUCUGUAGCCGUUUCAGAGACCGAUGUGUGUACUGCCACUGCUUCAUUGACAGUGGAAGUAUCAUAGGAUGUAGAAUCAUCAUCGUAGGGGUAUUUUGGAUAUUUGUAAUUAAUAUUGUUAGGCCAUUCGUUCUUUACAUUUCCAUCCUCAUCACAUUGGAUUUAUGUAAUAAGUCUGUCUCUGUAGCCUGUCUGAUAAAACAGAAGGAAUGAUAUUUUAUUCCUUCGCUGCGGUUUAAUGUAUACACCAAAUAUCGAUAUUAUAAAAGUAAUCUCAGGUUUAUUUGUACUUGUGACAAGUCUUGUUGCCAAAUCACCAUGUUUUUCUAGGACCUCGUUUCUUCUUCAUUCCGCCAAACGGAAUUGCUUCCCAGAAAAACGUGGAAUUCAUCCUCUGUGAUUGUGAAACCCAUUAAUUAACAAUGACAGUUCCUUUUGGCACCCUGGCCCUGAUCAAUUUCACACAAGGGCACACAAUGCGAAAUCCCAAACAGUGCCUUACAACACCCUGGCAAACUGGAACCCUAUGGACAAGUAUUCCCGGAGUGUCCCUUUAACAUUGCACUGCGUUUGAGCUGCAUUUUCCAAUAAAAUAGAUUGACAUUUUAUCAAUGCAGCCAGAAUAAAUACUGAUUUCUUGCUUAGGAAAAGUAAAUCUUCUAUCUUCCAUACAAUACUAAUUCUCCUAUCGGAUGUGGAAGUUAAGUGGUCACCUGCUCCAACUUCAUAUGGAUAUCAGCGGCAAUAUUCCGGAUAUAGAUACUGGCUCCGGUAAAACUAGAAGAUGUGCUGAGGUUUUAUGUUGUCCUCUUCCUGCGCACACUAACACAAACUUCAUCAAUUAAAGGAGCAAUUUACGUGCCUUAACCAUUGGAGAUCAGUGUCGCCGUAGUCGCUGGGUUCUGCCCCACAUGUUUUUAUCACAUCGUUGGGGAGUGAUUUGACAAAAACAAAGUUUUCCACAACACUCAGAAACCACUUCCUCCUAGGCCACCGAUGAACGCAGAAUUUACACCUCUCCAUUAUUAUUGUCGAUCCGCACAACUUGGAUGGCAGUAAUUGGCUGAGAGUGCUGGUGGAAGAUUAAUAGGGAAAGACACUAUUGAUAAACUGUCUGACAUUAAAACAGGGGACAGUGCCAGGACUAUAACCACUACAGUCCGCUAAUAUGGUUAUGUUGGCUAGAGAUCCUAUUAUUUACCCAUACUCGCAGCUUUGCCUUUAAUCUCCCAGCUUCCUUCCCUGUAUUCUUGCACUGUCAUUCCGUGUGGUUAUUUUAUGGAUUUAUACAUUGGCACAUACUACUCCAUACUACUUUUUAUUAUUAUUAUUUUUUUUUUUUUUUUAAACAGUGGAAUGAUUGGACUACCUUGGUAGGAAAGAAAGUGAU